AUGGCCAAAGUUUUAGCGGCAUCGAAAAUCAUUAUCUGGGACGAAUGCACAAUGGCGCAUAAACGUGCAUUAGAAGCACUUAACCGAACAUUAAAAGAUUUACGCAAUGACUCGAGAUGUUUUGGAGGAGCAAUGAUUUUACUGUCUGGCGAUUUCCGCCAAAUACUGCCAGCAAUUCCAAGAUCUACGGCUGCCGAUGAAAUAAACGCUUGCCUCAAAUCGUCAAAUCUAUGGCGCUAUGUGAAGAAACUGCAGCUGACAACAAACAUGAGAGUUACAUUGCUUAAUGAUACAUCUGCUGAAGAUUUCUCGAAGCAAUUGGUGACUAUCGGUAAUGGUCAAGUACCUGUCGAUGAAUCGAGCGGAUUAAUAUCAUUUCCAAAUAAUUUCUACACAAUGGUUUUCUUGCGACUGUUCUCAGCAAUCAAUACAUCAUCUCCAUAG
Messenger RNA from Eupeodes corollae, 444 nucleotides. RefSeq lists its product as uncharacterized. Lineage: Eukaryota; Metazoa; Arthropoda; Insecta; Diptera; Syrphidae. Bases 1 to 444 code for a protein of 147 amino acids. Gene Ontology annotation, molecular function: DNA helicase activity. The transcript has 2 exons. Gene Ontology annotation, biological process: telomere maintenance; DNA repair. The record is from RefSeq and is a predicted model, not a curated record.